UCACCCUCUCUCUGUCGUCCCCUGUCGCCGACUUCUGCGGUUCUGUCUGCUCUUCCCCCUACAUCCAGUCUCUUCCUGUCGUUCCUUGUGCUUCCCAGUGACACCGCCAUGGAUCGCUCAGGGUUACUGUCGCACGCGUCGCCGUCGAGGCGUCCAACGGCUCUCGCCUACGUUCCCGUGGCGCUGACCUUGGGAUUGUUCACGAUCGUCUUUUGCGCGCGGCUCUUUUCCGAACCCGGCGGGGACGGCUCAGCUUUGAACGGUCACGAUGCGAGCAAUCUGAACGGCGGCGGUUUUCUUCCGAAGCUCUUCUCGCUCGUGUCGAAUGACAGCCUGGCGCUCCACCUCCGGGAGCUCACGGCCAAUCCGCACAUCGCGGGCACCCCUGAAAACUUUGAAACUGCCCGUUACGUCAAGGAGAGAUUCGAGUCGUACGGCCUCAAGGCGCACCACGCCGACUACCCCGUGUUGCUCUCCUACCCGCUUCGUCAAUCCCUCCGUCUCGUGCGCCCCGUCGCCCUCAACUUCUCGCUGCGCGAGCAGCCCGUCCACGGCGACCCGUAUAGCGCCUCACGCGCUGCCACCGACCCUUUUAACGCGUAUUCUGGAAGCGGGAGGGUCGGCGGAGGGCCUGAGUGGGCGAGGAGGAGUCCGGAGGAGAGAAAGAGAGAGGGGGUGGAGGGCGCGGAGGGCGCGAGAGGGAAGCCUGGGCGGGAAGCGGCGGAGGGGGGGGGGAAGGAGCGGAGGGAGAGGCGGGAGGAGCAGAGGUGGUGUACGCGAAUUACGGGCGGAUGGAGGAUUUUGAAGAGCUGGUGGCGGCGAUUGGGAGGGAGAAGGUGACAGGCACAGUGGCGCUGAUCCGUUAUGGGAAGACCUUUAGAGGGGAUAAGGUUCGGAAUGCGGAGAAGUUCGGCGUGGCGGCGGUGCUGCUGUACUCGGACCCAGCGGACUAUGCACCAGAGGGCACGGACGCCUCUCACGUGUACCCCCAGGCGGAAUGGCUGCCAGCCACUGGCGCGCAGCGAGGCACCGUGUACACAGGCAAGGGCGACCCUGCCACCCCCGGCUGGCCGUCCCACCCAGGAGGGGAGAGGCUGAGCGACGAGGAAACAGCCAAGCGGCUACCGCGCAUCCCAGUGCUGCCGGUGUCGUACUCCGUUGCUGCUGGCAUUAUGGCGCACAUGGGGGGAGCGGCCGUGGCGGAGGGGUGGGGGGGAGGGAUGGAGGGCGUGCAGUAUGUGCUCGGGCCCGGGCCUGCUGCUGUUGACAUGGACGUGCAGAUGAACGCCACAGUCACCACCAUCCGCAACGUCAUUGGUGUUUUGCCAGGCAGCCACCAGGCAAACAGGUACAUCAUCCUAGGCAACCAUCGCGAUGCAUGGGUGUUUGGGGCAGCAGACCCCAACAGCGGCACCACGUGUCUGCUCGAGGUCGCGCGUGCCUUUGGCCACAUGGCAGCGCGUGGUUGGUCGCCGCGCCGCUCCAUUGUGUUCGCCAGCUGGGACGCUGAGGAGUAUGGAUGUCUUGGGUCAACGGAGUGGGCGGAGGACAACGCCCCUGUGCUAGCCACUAAAGCCAUCGCCUAUAUCAACGUGGAUGUGGCGGUGGGGGGAGGGGGCUUCCACGCCUCCGCCACCCCUCAGCUUGAUGACCUCAUCCGUGACGUCAGCAGCCAGGUGGCCAAUCCCGAUGGCCCGGCCGGCCAGUCGCUAUUGGAGGGAUGGGCGGCUGAGCACAACGUGUCAGAGCCUGAGUUGGGCCGACUCGGAGGCGGAGGCAGCGACUACGCAGCAUUCCUGCAGCACCUUGGGAUUGCCGCCGCUGACACACAUUUUGGAGGAUCCUACCCCAUGUACCACAGCGUGUACGACAACUACCAUUGGAUGGCCACCUUUGCCGAUCCACUCUUCAAGCGCCACGUGGCAGUGGCUAAGAUGAUGGCUGGCGUGGCUGCCAGGCUGGCAGGCGACCACCGCCUUCCUUUCAACUACAGCGCGUAUGCCGCCCACCUGGGGCGUGACGUGGCAAGGCUGCAGUCUGACCUGGCAUCACAAGGCGCCCCGCCCUCUCUCUCUGUGGAUCCCCUCCUUGUCUCCGUCUCUCGCCUCCUGGCUGCCGCUCAGAGCAUUGACACAGAGGCUCAGCACAUCACUGCCAGCAGCAGCAGCAGCAGGUGCACGCGAGGCAGGGCAUGCCCCAUGGAGGGCGCAUCUGGGGAAGGUGCCAACUGCGGGUCGUCCAAGGCAAUGGAUGGGGUGAACGAGCGGCUGUUCCUGGCAGAGAGGGGGUUCCUGGACGGGCAUGGGAUCGGGCCUCACUACACGUGGUUCAAGCACCUGGUGUACGGCCCUGAGAAGGACAACGACUACGCCACGUCGCCAUUCCCUGGAAUCCGAGAUGCCAUUGCUGAUGUCAUAAACAGCAACUCCCCCAGGAAGGAGCUUUUCUCUCGCCGCGCUGCGCUGGAUGCUGAGAGCGCUGCUGCUACCGGUGUGGAGGUUGGGACGAGCAGUGCCAAUGAUAGGGAGAGUGACAGUGAGGGGAGUGACAGUAACGGAGAUCAGGAGGGAUGGAAGGCAGUGCAGCAUGAGAUUUUCCGGGCGGCAAGGGCUAUUGAGCGGGCGGCCAAGAUCCUUGAGGGGCAGCUGCUGUGAGGGGGUGCUGUGAAGCGCAGGUGCUGUGAAGAGCAGGUGCUGUGAAGAGCAGGUGCUGUGAGGAGCAGGUGCUUGGAAGGUGUGCUGUGAUGGAGUUUGCAUGCAUGCUUUGAGGCGCCUCGAGUUAAGGACCCCAAUCAUUGAGCUGGCAACAUUGAUCCUUGCAGGGCAGCUAGUUUGAGCUGCAAUGGUGUGUGCUGUGCAUUGCUGCAGUCGCAUGGUUGUGCUGUGCUGCAUGCGUUGGGUUCGGGUGGGGCUUAUGCAGUGUCUCGCUGCACUAGCAAGCAGUGUUAUGCAGGCAUUAUACUUCUGAAAGCACAUGGUACUAUUAUUAAAAGCAGCGCAGGACCAGCAAGGUUACUAUGCUGAGGCAAUAGCUUCCCAUAGUGUGCAAUACAUGUAGUCCACGAAA
Closterium sp. NIES-67 is the source of this 3066-nucleotide messenger RNA. The record is from the annotation of a GenBank genome assembly. Lineage: Eukaryota; Viridiplantae; Streptophyta; Zygnematophyceae; Desmidiales; Closteriaceae.